This is a messenger RNA of Erigeron canadensis, 2292 nucleotides long. Its product is annotated as low affinity sulfate transporter 3-like. Bases 174 to 2159 code for a protein of 661 amino acids. The transcript is spliced from 12 exons. Gene Ontology annotation, cellular component: membrane. NCBI's taxonomy places the organism in Eukaryota, Viridiplantae, Streptophyta, Magnoliopsida, Asterales, Asteraceae. Gene Ontology annotation, molecular function: secondary active sulfate transmembrane transporter activity. Gene Ontology annotation, biological process: transmembrane transport. The record is from RefSeq and is a predicted model, not a curated record.
UGUAAAGAUUAGGAGAAACAACAUAACUGUAGGUUCUGUCCUUUAGCAUCUCUUGAUUCUGGUUUCGGGGUAGUCCUGCAAUGACAUUCCUGUAGAAACUGCUUAGUCUUACUCCAGAAUAUGAUUUAAGUCUCACAUCUGGAUUUACUAAAUACUGCAAAGAAAAAAAAAGAAUGGCUGCCUCGCUGCCAUCUGAUAUCUCUAUCGCUGCAACUGAUCAUGUCUUUCAUGUUGAAAAACAAGAUCAGCUACAGCUUAGUCCUGAAGACCAUCAGCAGAUAACUGAACGGAACAAAUGGGUUCUUGAUUCACCUGACCCUCCUAGUUUUUGCCAAGAGAUUCUUGGUUCAAUCAGAAAUACUGUAUUUUGUAGGAAUAACAAGACACUCAGUUCGUCACAACGUCCAUUCGCUCAGGUUGUGGCGUUUUUGCGUUCCGUGUUUCCAAUACUCAGCUGGGCUAAAGACUACAAGCUUUCCACGUUCAAGAGUGACUUGCUUUCAGGGUUAACCGUUGCCAGCUUAUGCAUACCCCAGAGUAUUGGAUAUGCUGCUUUAGCUCAACUUAAACCUCAAUAUGGCCUAUAUACUAGUCUUGUGCCUCCUUUAAUAUAUUCGACUAUGGGGACUUCACGAGAGUUAGCCAUCGGUCCAGUGGCGGUGGUUUCACUUCUGAUAUCUGCCAUGGUAUCAAAAGUAGUAAAUCCUGUGCUUGACCCAGUAUCCUAUACAAAGCUUGUGUUCACCGUCACCUUCUUCACCGGCAUGUUCCAAGCUCUUUUUGGAUUGUUCAGGCUGGGUUUUCUCAUUGAUUUUCUGUCACAAGCGGCUAUCGUGGGGUUCAUGGCAGGUGCAGCCAUUGUCAUAGGUCUGCAACAGCUAAAAGGUUUGCUUGCCAUAAGCCAUUUCACCACAAAAACUGAUGUGGUUUCUGUGUUGAUUGCUGUUGUUAAAUCAUUCAAGACUUCAUGGUCUCCUUAUAAUUUUAUCCUUGGAUGCUCAUUCCUCAUCUUCAUAUUUAUCACGCGGUUUAUUGGAAAAAGGAACAGAAAGUUAUUCUGGUUACCAGCUAUUGCUCCUCUAGUAUCAGUCAUUCUCUCCACCGUGAUUGUUUACCUAACGAGAGCUGAUGAACAUGGAGUUAAAAUAAUCAAACAUAUCAAAGGAGGAUUGAAUCCAAGCUCGGUUAGUCAGCUGCAGUUUAACAGUCCACACCUCCGGGAGUCAAUUAGAAUCGGGCUCGUUUGUGCCAUCAUUUCUCUAACGGAAGCUUUGGCUGUUGGCCGGUCUUUUGCAACAAUCAAUGGGUAUACUAUUGACGGAAAUAAAGAAAUGAUAGCUAUCGGAUCCAUGAACAUUGCUGGAUCUAUGUCUUCAUGUUAUGUGGCAACAGGUGCAUUUGCACGCACUGCUGUUAACUUUUAUGCUGGCUGCCAAACCGCAAUGUCUAAUGUAGUCAUGGCUAUCACUGUGAUUGUAAUGCUGCAACUGUUAACGGGGCUUUUAUACUACACUCCAGUUGCUAUACUAUCAUCAAUUAUUUUAUCUGCACUCCCUGGGUUAAUUAACUAUAGUGAAGCUUAUCAUAUCUGGAAAGUCGACAAAUUGGACUUUUUGGCUUGUGCUGGAGCUUUCUUUGGUGUGUUAUUUGCUUCGGUAGAGAUGGGACUUAUGAUUGCAGUUGCUGUUUCAUUUGCUAAGAUAAACCUUAGUGCUUUACGACCUCGUGUGGAAGAGCUAGGGAGGCUUCCGGGAACAGAUAUUUUCUGUGAAGUUAGUCAGUACACUGUGGCUCAUCCGGUUGCAGGUGUUCUAAUAAUCCGCCUCAAUUCUGGCUUGCUUUGCUUUACAAAUGCAAAUCCCCUUAGAGAUAGGAUACUGAAAUGGGUAGCCGAAGAGAAAGAAAAAGAAGCUAUGAAAACACCUAUCACUGGAGUAAUCCUCGACAUGUCCAGUGUGACGAAUAUUGAUUACGCUGGAAUUAUAGCAUUGGAAGAAACCAAUAAGAAGUUGCUUUCAAAAGGCAUCAAAUUAGUCAUCACGAGCCCAAAAUGGCGAGUGAUUCACAAGCUAAAGCUUGCAAAGUUCGUUGAUAAAAUUGGAAGAGACUGCAUCUUCCUCACUGUUUCUGAAGCUGUUGAUUCCUUAGGUAGUUCCUAGUUCAACUGUCCUGGCAAUUAUUGACCAACGUUUGUAUCCUCGACGUCUAGUAACCGCGGUUGAUCCCUCAACCAUUUCAUUAAAAGCCGAACUCGUCCAACAGUAUGAAGAAUGAAUUUUAGUUUUUGUUGAA